AUGAGGGUUCAUGUGAAAGGUGACACAUCUGCUGGGAUUUUCGCUGAGAUGUUACUUAAAAUAGGAGACGGAAAUUUCCCUUCAUUGGAAGGUGAGAUCACUAUUCCCUCAAAUUUGUGUACAGUUGUUAGCUCUUUAUCAGAACUAACUUCCAGAAUUUACCCAGAUAUAAUAAAUAUCAAGAUGAAACCCAUCGAAUGGUUGUGCGAGCGAGCCAUCUUAACUCCAAAGAACGACAAGGCAGCCGAAAUCAAUGAAAUUCUACUAAAGGCAUUUAAUGAAAAAUCUGUUGAAUAUAAAUCUUUUGAUUCGGUGAUCCAAUCGGAUGAUGCUGUCCAUUACCCUUUAGAAUUUCUUAAUACUCUGAAUCAUUCUGAAGCUAUAGUUAUCACUGGGUGUGCUAGAGGAGAUAUAGUUUUAAUCCCGAGAAUAACGUUAAUCCCAACUGAUUAUCCCUUUGAGUUUAAAAGAAUACAAUUCCCACUCAAAGUUUGCUUUGCUAUGACUAUUAAUAAGUCUCAAGGACAAUCAUUGGGCAUGGCAGGGAUUGACUUAAGAGAAGAAUGUUUUUCACAUGGACAGUUCUAUGUCACAUGUUCUAGAGUUAGCUCUGCCAGUAGUUUGGUUAUUUUAGCACCAAAAGGCAGUACCAAAAAUACUGUUUAUAAAGAGGUAUUGAGAUGA
Molecule: messenger RNA, 684 nt
Organism: Macrosiphum euphorbiae (potato aphid)
Lineage: Eukaryota; Metazoa; Arthropoda; Insecta; Hemiptera; Aphididae
Source: the annotation of a GenBank genome assembly